ACUUGUCAUAUGACUCACACGGAAAACAAGAAAGCUUCCAGCGAGAUAUAAAUGACAGCAAUUAAGCUGCGAGAACAAACAACAAAGCGAUUAUUCAUAACAAAUCGGUCAGGAACUAUCAUGCUGCUCCAAUAACUCUUUAAAGCUUUUGUCUGCCGCAAAUCUGAUGAUGGAUUUGAUGCGUAUAAUCGCGUUGUGUGCACUGAUCGCAGCUCAUUGUGUUGGUGCAUCGCCACCGAACUUUGUGCUGCUGUUCGCCGAUGAUUUGGGUUACGGAGAUCUUGGCUGUUUUGGACACCCGUGCUCUCUCACCCCAAAUCUGGACAGACUAGCGGCCAACGGGCUGCGCUUUACCGACUUCUACGUCACGAGUCCCGUGUGCAGCCCCUCCAGGGCUGCAUUGCUGACGGGCCGCUAUCAGACUCGCUCUGGGAUUUAUCCAGGUGUGCUGUAUCCGGGCUCAAGAGGCGGUCUCCCUCUCAACGAGACCACCAUAGCCGAGGUGCUGAAGACUCAGGGUUACUCCACAGCAAUAGUCGGAAAGUGGCAUCUGGGAGUAGGGCUGAACGGCACCUACCUGCCCACCCGGCACGGCUUUGACAGUUAUCUCGGUAUCCCAUACUCACAUGAUCAGGGUCCCUGUCAGAAUCUGAGCUGCUUCCCUCCGGAUGUGAAGUGUUUUGGCCUGUGUGAUCAGGGUGUUGUGACUGUACCUCUCCUGUUUAAUGAGAUUAUCAAGCAGCAGCCUGCAGAUUUCCUCCAGCUGGAGAAAGCCUAUGGUGAAUUCGCCUCUCAGUUCAUCAGUGACUCUGUCAAGGACAAUCGCCCAUUCUUCUUGUACUAUCCUUCACAUCACACACACUACCCUCAGUAUGCGGGUGCAGAUUACGCAGGCAAGUCUCCGCGUGGGCCGUUCGGUGAUGCUCUGAUGGAGUUUGAUGGCACUGUAGGGAAGAUUCUGCAGACUCUGGAAGAAACGGGUGUCAUCAACAACACUCUCAUCUUCUUCACUGGUGACAACGGGCCAGAGCUGAUGCGCAAGUCUCGUGGGGGGAACGCAGGACUGAUGAAAUGUGGUAAAGGCACAACAUAUGAAGGAGGAAUGAGAGAGCCGGCCAUCGCGCACUGGCCUGGAUUCAUCAAACCAGGUGUCACUCGUGCUCUGGCCAGCUCUUUGGACAUUCUGCCUACCUUCGCCAAACUGGCCGGAGCUCCCUUACCUGAGGUGCAGCUGGAUGGGGUGGAGAUGACAGACAUCCUGUUCAACCUCGGACCGAGUAAAAGACAGACCAUGUUUUACUACCCCACUGAUCCAAGUGUGAAGUAUGGUGUGUUUGCAGUGAGAUGGGAAAAUUUCAAAGCACAUUACUACACUCGGGGCGCAGCUCACAGCGAGUCAACCCCGGACAACAGCUGCUCAUUACUGGCCUUCCUCAAGUAUCACGACCCCCCUUUACUCUUUAACCUGGAAACAGACCCGUCUGAAAACUAUAACCUUGACGGCGAUCAAUGGGACGCUGUCCGCAAGCAAAUCCAGGCUGUCAAGCAGCAGUUUGAGGCGUCUAUGGUGUUUGGAGAGAGUCAGAUAUCCAAAGGCAUUGACUCUUUACUCGAGCCCUGCUGCAUUCCUAAUUGCAGACCGAAACCUGAAUGCUGCCGCUGCAAUUCUGCACUUUAAUGGCCCGCACACUGCCAGAUGCCAACAUUAUACAGCACAGUAACAUAACAUUACAGUAGGGAUGUAACGAUGAAUGCAGUUGAAAAUUUAUUCAUAUCGGUUGAGAUGCCUAACAAAUAGUGAUAUCUUUUUUUUUUUACAAGACUGUUAUGAUGCAUUUAACAGUCAUCAGUAUCUUAAAUCCUGGAAAGUUUUUAAUAUUUUAAGCUUCAUU
Messenger RNA from Danio rerio (zebrafish), 1892 nucleotides. RefSeq names its product arylsulfatase A (gene arsa). The record is from RefSeq and is marked provisional. NCBI's taxonomy places the organism in Eukaryota, Metazoa, Chordata, Actinopteri, Cypriniformes, Danionidae. Gene Ontology annotation, molecular function: cerebroside-sulfatase activity. Gene Ontology annotation, cellular component: lysosome; endoplasmic reticulum.